AUGGAAAUUCUGAAGAGGUGUGAUAUGGAGCAUUGCAAUGCUGCAACAACACCAGCCGAGACACGAUUACAGCUGUCCAAGAGUGAAGAAGAACAAGAUGUGGAUCCUACUCAAUACCGGAGAUUGAUAGGAUCAUUACGUUACUUGUGCAAUACGCGGCCAGAUUUGGCGUUUAGUGUCGGUAUUGCGAGUAGAUUCAUGGAGAGGCCGAAGGUAUCACACUUGGCAGCAGUUAAGAGGAUCCUUAGAUAUGUGAAAUGUACUCUUGGUUGUGGAAUUUUGUUUUCGGCAUGCGACAUGGGUAGAAGUUGUGAGUUACUCGGAUACACCGAUUCCAAUUGGUGCGGAGAUAAGGAUGAUCAAAAGUCUACGGCGGGGUAUCUCUUUAUGUUCGGUAAGACACCAAUCUCUUGGUGUUCGAAAAAGGAACCGGUUGUAGCCCUCUCUUCUUUCGAGGCCGAGUAUAUAGCAGCGUCGAUGUGUGCAUGCCAAGCUGUGUGGCUGGUGAAUCUAUGUAAGGAGUUGGACAGCAGUAGAAAUGAGGCUGUUUUGCUACUUGUGGACAACAUUUCAGCGAUAAACCUUGCUAAGAAUCCCAUAGCACAUGGGAGGAGCCAACAUAUUGAAAUGUGA
Lathyrus oleraceus (garden pea) is the source of this 633-nucleotide messenger RNA. RefSeq names its product secreted RxLR effector protein 161-like. The coding region runs from base 1 to 633 and encodes 210 amino acids. The record is from RefSeq and is a predicted model, not a curated record. The transcript has a single exon. Lineage: Eukaryota; Viridiplantae; Streptophyta; Magnoliopsida; Fabales; Fabaceae.